Oppiella nova is the source of this 998-nucleotide messenger RNA. NCBI's taxonomy places the organism in Eukaryota, Metazoa, Arthropoda, Arachnida, Sarcoptiformes, Oppiidae. The record is from the annotation of a GenBank genome assembly.
UGAUAAUCUCUUUUGUGACAAACAGUGAAUCAGUGAUACAGUGACUGACUGUUUGACUGUUUGUCUCAUUUGAAUGAAUGGCUAAUCGUUUGCAAUGAUCUGACAAUUAAUAGCUUUAAAUUGAGUGACGAGUGAUUGAAUGAGCGGUGGUUUACACGUUGUUAACAGUGAUGACAGUGAGUGCUAUUGAUCUGUGAGUGCACGAAACAGUCCUGUCUGUCAUACACCACAAGUCAUACCCCUUUGAGAGCCUAUUGUCACACAAACUAAUCGGUGGUACGACUGGUGUGUGAGAUGUCCCGCAAUAAUGAUAACCAGAGCUUCAGUCAGACCUAUAAAUUGGUGGUCGUCGGGGGCGGAGGCGUUGGCAAGUCGGCGCUUACCAUCCAGUUCAUUCAAUCAUAUUUCGUCACUGAUUACGACCCGACUAUUGAGGACUCGUAUACCAAACAGUGUGUCAUCGAUGAUGUGGUCGCACGGCUCGACAUUUUGGAUACCGCCGGACAGGAAGAGUUCAGUGCAAUGAGAGAGCAAUACAUGCGUUCCGGGGAAGGGUUUCUAUUAGUGUUUUCGUUGACCGACAGAAACAGUUACGAAGAGAUCUAUAAGUUUCACAAACAGAUCCUUCGCGUCAAAGAUCGGGACGAGUUUCCCAUGAUGUUAGUGGCCAACAAAUGUGAUCUCGAACACCAUCGUGUGGUGUCGCAGUCAGAAGUACAUCAAUUGGGCCAACAGUUGAAGAUUCCGUACCUGGAGUGCAGCGCAAAGCUGCGGAUGAAUGUGGACGUGGCCUUCCACGACACCGUCCGACUUGUUAGGAAAUUCCAACAACUGGAACGCCCGCCCAUACGACCCAUGAAGAAGCAGAAGAAUAAGAAGAAUUGUCUAAUCCUUUGAUCGCAUUCUUAACCAUUUUUUUUAUUAAAUUUAUAAUAUAUUAGUUGAUUAGAAAAUUAUUACUGUAAUAUCAUUCAAUGUUUCGGUGCUUUUCAAGACUC